This is a messenger RNA of Miscanthus lutarioriparius, 2358 nucleotides long. The record is from the annotation of a GenBank genome assembly. NCBI's taxonomy places the organism in Eukaryota, Viridiplantae, Streptophyta, Magnoliopsida, Poales, Poaceae.
AUGGUGGCCGGGGCGGAUGUGGGCGGCGGCGGGAGCAGCAAUGGGAGCGGGGUGGUGGAGAUCGACGAGGACCUGCACAGCAGACAGCUCGCUGUGUACGGAAGGGAGACGAUGCGGCAGCUCUUUGCCUCCAACGUCCUCAUCUCCGGCCUUAACGGGCUAGGGGCCGAGAUCGCAAAGAAUCUUGCUCUGGCUGGUGUUAAAUCUGUCACCCUACAUGAUAUCGGAAAUGUGGAAAUGUGGGACCUAUCAAGCAAUUUCUUUCUGUCUGAGGAUGACAUCGGGAAGAACAGGGCUGUUGCUUGUGUUGCAAAGCUUCAAGAACUUAACAAUGCUGUGGUUGUUUUCACUGACAUUAGUUUGGACAAGGCGUUUGAGUUCGAUGAUUAUUGUCGUAACCACCAGCCUCCAAUUUCCUUUAUCGAGACAGAAGUCUGUGGUCUUUUUGGUAGUGUGUUUUGUGAUUUUGGGCCUGAAUUCACUGUUCUUGAUGUCGAUGGUGAAGAUCCACGGACUGGCAUAAUUGCAUCCAUCACCAUCAGCACUGACAGUGACAAUCAUACGAUAGUGUCCUGUGUUGAUGAUGAGCGCCUUGAUUUUAAGGAUGGUGAUCUUGUUGUUUUCUCAGAGGUCCAGGGUAUGACAGAACUCAAUGAUGGCAAGCCAAGGACAGUAAUGUGCGCAGGACCAUUUUCCUUUUGCAUUGAGGAUACAAGUAACUUUGGCACUUAUACAAAAGGUGGAAUUGUUACACAGGUGAAAGAACGGAAGAUCUUAAAGUUUAAGACUUUGGAUAAAUUUAGGAAAGAGUUUGGACGCUUCCCUGGUGUUGCUUGUGGUCUGGAUGCCCAAAGGUUUGUGGAGUUCACUACUUCUAUCAAUGAAGCCACAAUUGAUUACAAGAUAGAAGGCGAGCUUGAUGAGAAUUUGUUGCGGCUUUUUGCGAGUGGUUCUAAAGUUGUCCUGAACCCAAUGGCUACUAUGUUUGGUGGAAUUGUCGGUCAAGAAGUUGUGAAGGCAUGUUCUGGGAAGUUUCAUCCGCUGUACCAGUUCUUCUACUUCGAUUCGGUCGAAUCUCUGCCAACUCACCAAUUGGACCCUAAAGACUUGAAGCCAUUGAGUAGUCGCUAUGAUGCUCAGAUUUCUGUUUUUGGCUCUAAGCUUCAGAAAAAACUGCGGGAUGCCAAUCCUAAAUCUACAGUAGCUGCCACAGCUGCUAGUGCUAUCAAUUCCUGCCUGCACAUUGAUGCUCUCCAGAACCGUGCCUGUCUAGAGACCGAGCAUGUGUUCCAUGAUGCAUUCUGGGAGGGCCUUGAUGUUGUCAUUAAUGCACUCAAUAAUGUUAAUGCUAGGAUGUACAUGGACAUGAGAUGUUUGUACUUCCAGAAACCACUCCUGGAAUCUGGAACACUGGGUGAUGCUCAGGCCAGGGAGUUGCUUGAUCGCGUAUGUGAAUGCCUUGAGAAGGAGCGCUGUGAAACAUUUAACGAUUGCAUAAUGUGGGCAAGACUGAAACUGAAAUUUGAAGAUUACUUCUCCAAUCGUGUGAAGCAGCUAACAUUCACGUUUCCUGAAGAUGUUGCCACUAGCAUGGGAGCCCCUUUCUGGGCAGUGUCUUUUGGAAUCUCUAUACCUGAUUGGGCAAAGGACACUGAUAAUCUGACUGAUGCAGUCAGUAAAGUUGCAGUACCUGAAUUUAAGCCAAAGAGCGGGGUGAAGGUUGAGACAGAUGAGAAGACCAAAAACAUCUCCAGUGCCUCAGUUGACGAUGCUGCUGUUAUCGAAGAUCUUUUAACCAAGCUGGAAGCAUGUGCCAAGAAACUACCUCCGAGAUUCCAAAUGAAACCUAUUCAGUUUGAGAAGGAAGGAUCAUCCCAGCCAUUGCAACUUCAACUGCCAUGGCCCAUGGCCACAGGACUUGUGUGCCUUGAGCUUUACAAGGUUCUGGCCAGAGGGCACCCAAUUGAAGACUACCACAAUACAUUUGCUAACCUGGCCCUACCGAUGCUCACCGUAUCUGAACCUGUUCCCCCCACUGUGAUCAAGCAUCGAGAUAUGAGGUGGACCGUAUGGGAUCGGUGGUCUAUCAAGGGAGACAUCACAGUUGCAGAGCUCCUGAAGUGGUUAAGCGACAAGGGCCUGAGUGCAUACAGUGUCUCCUGCGGCACAUCGUUGCUCUACAACACAAUGUUCCCAAGGCACAAGGAUCGACUGAGCAGGAAGAUUGCAGAUGUUGCCAAGGAGGUGGCAAAGGUGGACAUUCCAGAAUACAGGAAGCAUCUGGAUGUCGUCGUUGCUUGUGAGGAUGACAACGGGAACGAUUUUGACAUCCCUCUUAUCUCCAUUUACUUCCGGUAG